AUGCAUCUCUCGCUCCUCUCCGGAGCGGUUUUGAGCCUCGUUGCUCCUACCCUCGCGGUUCCCAUCCAAGACAGCCCUCGCCAGCGUCUCCUCGACGGGCACAGUCUCCCCACGAAGUAUCGCACCGGAUCACCUCCCUACACUCCGGGUCACAAGGACAAGUACGACGGGCCCAUCGAUUCGGUGGGCGACGAACUUGAUCCGCUCCCAUACCGCAAUGGCCUUGGUGCUUCUGUCCUUGGUCCAUGGAAUGAGGCUCGAUCCAGACAAAACCCUGAUCUCGUGCGACCUCCCAGCACGGAUCAUGGUAACCUGGCCAACAUGCGCUGGAGCUUCGCCGACUCCCACAUCCGCAUUGAGGAGGGCGGCUGGACCCGACAGACCACGGUUCGCGAGCUUUCUACAAGUGUCGAAUUGGCCGGUGUCAACAUGCGACUUGACGAGGGUGUGAUUCGUGAAUUGCACUGGCAUAAGGAAGCUGAAUGGGCUUAUGUUCUCGACGGAAGUGUUCGCGUCACUGCUAUUGACUACGAAGGCGGCAACUUCAUUGAUGAUUUGGAGAAGGGCGACCUCUGGUACUUCCCUUCCGGUGUUCCUCACUCCCUCCAGGGUCUCGGCGAGAACGGAACCGAAUUCCUCUUGAUCUUCGACGACGGAAGAUUCUCCGAGGAGUCAACCUUUAUCCUGACGGACUGGCUCGCUCACACGCCUCGCUCCGUCAUUUCUAAGAACUUCAAUCUGGCACCAGAAAUUUUCGCCCAUAUCCCUGACGGUGAAAAGUACAUCUUCCAGGGAACUACCCCCGGCUCGAUCGACCACGAAGCCCCCACUGGGAAAGGCGUCAAGAAGUCGAAGCACCAGUUCACCCACAAAAUGCUAGCUCAGGAACCGAAGAAGACCUCUGGUGGCGAAGUCAGGAUUACAGAUUCGAACAACUUCCCGAUUUCCAAAACCGUCGCCGCUGCUCAUGCUAUUAUUGAGCCUGGUGCUCUCAGAGAAAUGCACUGGCACCCGAAUGCUGAUGAAUGGUCCUUUUUCAUUAAGGGACGUGCUAGAGUUACGAUUUUCGCCUCGGAAGGAAACGCCAGGACCUUCGACUACGUGCCCGGCGACGUCGGAAUCGUCCCAAAGAAUAUGGGCCACUUCGUCGAGAAUAUCGGCGAUGAACCCCUCGAAAUGCUCGAAAUCUUCCGCGCCGACGAAUUCAGAGACUUCUCAUUGUUCCAGUGGAUGGGAGAAACACCAAAGAAGAUGGUUAUCGACCACCUCUUCGCCGAGGACCCCGAGAACGGCGAGAAGUUCUGGGAGAAGGUCCGCAGCGCCGAAAAUGAUGAGAUCACUCUGCCGGACGCCCUCGAGGAGGAAGAUGGCACUCGAACUGAGGAACUCUGA
This is a messenger RNA of Colletotrichum karsti, 1392 nucleotides long. RefSeq names its product oxalate decarboxylase family bicupin. Gene Ontology annotation, biological process: oxalate metabolic process. The coding region runs from base 1 to 1392 and encodes 463 amino acids. The transcript has 4 exons. The record is from RefSeq and is a predicted model, not a curated record. Lineage: Eukaryota; Fungi; Ascomycota; Sordariomycetes; Glomerellales; Glomerellaceae.